Messenger RNA from Cladophialophora yegresii CBS 114405, 1917 nucleotides. RefSeq lists its product as uncharacterized. Bases 1 to 1917 code for a protein of 638 amino acids. The record is from RefSeq and is a predicted model, not a curated record. The transcript is spliced from 2 exons. Gene Ontology annotation, biological process: carbohydrate metabolic process. NCBI's taxonomy places the organism in Eukaryota, Fungi, Ascomycota, Eurotiomycetes, Chaetothyriales, Herpotrichiellaceae.
AUGGCCGACGGGCUUCCGGGGCAUCUGCAUGAAUUCUUUCGCCCGGUCAAAAAUGCUACCUGGCUUGGUGGUGACGUGGAAUAUUCUUGGCUCAACGAGGCUUGGCCGUACCACUACAACGCGCUGGUCCCGUUGGCGUGGACGACCAACAAUGCACGCCUCAAACAUCAUGUCCUUCAGGUCACCGACUGGGUCAUAGAGCAUCAGCAUGCCGACGGCUGGCUAGGACCAGAAGAAGAGGUAGCCCGUCGAAACUUCUGGGGUCGGUAUCCCCUCUUCCUCGGGUUCAUGCAACUUGUCGAAGCAGAGCCGGAAUUAGGUAAAGCCAUGAUCCUGCCAGCGAUGCAUCGCUUCGUUCACCUCAUGUACUCAAUGCUGCAGAACCAUCAUCAGGGUUACGUCUGGAAGCCAGGCGAUCUCUUCGACGAACAAUGGGGUAGGUCUCGUGCUGCAGACAUGGUUUUGGCCUUACAGUGGCUUUACGAGAAACACCCGAUGGGUAACGAGAAGCUCAUCCAUUACUGCAUGGUGCAGAUGUACGAGCUGGCGUAUGACUGGUCGUACUGGUUCGAUGAGGAGCGGUAUUUGAAAGGCGAUCUAGACCUCUACCCCGAAGAGCUCACCCAAAGCCUCUUCCCGUACGUCCACGGCGUCAAUGCUGGACAGGGCCUCAAAUGGGGCGCAGUCAUGAGGCGACUUGUCCAAGAUGACGCGCUGCUCAACACUACCAGAAACGGGGUCAAUUGGACUUUUCAGUAUCACGGUACGCCUUCCGGUGCCAUCAUCGGUGAUGAACGCGAGGCAGGCUUGAGCCCGGUCCGCGGCACCGAACUCUGCAGCGUGGUGGAGACAAUGUUCUCGGUGAAUUACCUCUACCACUCCCUGGGAGACCGCGACUUUGCCGAAAAGUCGGAACGCACAGCGUACAAUGCCUUACCGGUGAUGUUGAUGCCUCACUGGUGGGCUCACCAAUACAUUGCCCAGACGAACCAGCCCAUCAGCCAUCAGUUGGAAAGCACGCCAUUCUGGAAUGUCGGCCCUUUCGGUCAGACGUUUGGCACCGAGCCAAAUUUCCCAUGCUGUACCGUGAACAUGCAAGGAUAUUCAAAGUUCGUUCCAGCAAUGUUCGUCAAGGAUGGCGAGAAUGGACUUGCCCAUGCCUUGCUGGGGCCUGCUCAUGUCAGCACGAUAUUAAGAAAGCGAAAUCAUGUCCGAGUUCGAUGCGACACAAACUAUCCCUUUAGCAACUACUUCAACUACGAAAUCACAGCAACGCGAGCCUUUCGCUUCUCCUUCCGAGUCCCUUCGUGGGCGUUGUUGGACAGAAGUGCAAUAGUCGUGGACAGUGGCAAGAGACAUGGCCUCAAACCCGAUAAUGCCACAGGUUUGCAUACCAUGGUCGUUCCCGCGGGUCGCACGCGGGUUGAGGUGUCCUUUGGCGCGACACUUCGGCUGGAACCAAGAGCGAACGACACUGUCUCCGUCUAUCACGGCGCGUUACUGUACGCAUUGCCCAUCGCCGGAGAAUAUUCGACCUCCCGCCCUGCCAACUAUCCCGGCACACAAGCACCUCCGCAGGCCAACGACUGGACCAUCUUGCCCAGAGAACCUUGGAACGUGGCCAUCGAUACGACGACGCUGAAGUUUUAUGAAUACCCGAACCGCUAUGACCGGUGGCUACCACACCCGAUCUGGCAUGAAGACAGACCACCGCUCAGUGUCUCGGCCCUGGGCUGCCAGAUCGAAUGGAGUCUGCAGGAUGGAUAUGCGCCGAAUCCGCCGUUAAAGGGCCAGCGGAACUGCACUGGUAGGGCUUUUCCUGUCGAAUUACGCCCAUAUGGGAGUGCGAAGUUACAUAUGGCAGAGUUACCCACCGUGGAUCUCAGACCCGGAAGCCCGGAUCUGUGGCGACCUUGA